Molecule: messenger RNA, 4363 nt
Organism: Amblyraja radiata (thorny skate)
Lineage: Eukaryota; Metazoa; Chordata; Chondrichthyes; Rajiformes; Rajidae
Product: pseudokinase FAM20A
Exons: 11
Coding region: 101-1687 (528 amino acids)
Biological process (GO): enamel mineralization
Cellular component (GO): Golgi apparatus
Molecular function (GO): protein serine/threonine kinase activator activity
Source: RefSeq, a predicted model, not a curated record
UUGUGCGGCUCAGCUAGUGGAGCGUGGGUCCUGUUGUGACAGACUCUCUCUCUCUCUCCCUCUCUCGCAAGCACAGCACUCACCGGCUGAGACACAAACCAUGUGGAGCAGAAGGAACAGAUUGCUGGCUGUCCUGCUCCUUUCGACGGCCUUCACGGUCGACCUGCUCUUCAACAUCUUGCCCAAGUUGCAGCAGCAGCAGCAGCAGCGGCGGAGGUUCGCUCCGGGCCAGUGUCCGUGCGAUCAGUUGCGGGCUCGAAGCGGAGCCCGGCCGCCAGGCUCGGCCGCGGGCAACGAUAGCAGCGCAGCCCGGGCACACUGGCAGCUCAGCUCAACUCUCUCCAAACUCCGACAACUCUUCUCGCACCCCUUCUACCGGGUGCAGUCGCUGACUCGAGGGCUCGGAGACCUCCUGUUGGACAAAGACACCGCCGUCAAAUACUACGAUCACAAGGCUAAACGGGCGAACAGGAAAAGAGGACGGUCUGGGAUUGGGACGGGUGCGUUUUACAGCUCGCAGGUUUACCUGGCUUCCAACUGGCUAAGGUUCCACUUGGCCAUCGAUCGCUACGCCUUGUACCCACGAUCUGAACCUUCUUUCGAUCCCCUGCUCGAAGAUUUGGCCGCUCUCGGCAUCAGUGAAGUUGAUUAUACAUAUGACGAAAAGGCUUUGAGGGGAAGGUGCAACUGUAAAGAAGUUGUGAAGCCAAGUGGAGUCCACCUGAAAUUGCUAUUAAAAUUUCAGAACUUUGGAAAAGCAAUCUACAAACCCAUGAGACAGAACCGAGAAGAGGAAACCCCAGAAGAUGUUUUUUACUUUGUUGACAUUCAAAGGCAUAAUGCUGAGAUUGCUGCUUUUCACUUGGACAGGAUUCUCGAUUUCCGUCGGGUUCCCCCUGUGGCUGGCAGAAGAAUUCACCUCAGUAAAGAAGUUCAAGAUCUGACCCAAAAUGAAGAUUUGAAAGGGAGCUUUUUCAUCUCGCCAGAGAACAAUGUUUGUUUCUAUUCGAAAUGUCUGUAUUCCUGUAAGACGGAGUACGCAGCGUGUGGGAGACCACAGCAGCUGGAAGGGUCUGUGUCUGCCUUCCUGCCCGACCUCUACAUCGCCCAACGAGAGCAGAUCAAGAACCCAUGGAGCAGGUCCUACACAUUUGCAGACAAAGCAGAGUGGGAAACCAAUCCAAACUACUGUCAAUUGGUCAAAAGAACUCCUCCAUACAAUGCAGGCGGUAGAUUGUUGGACAUCAUUGAUAUGGCCAUUUUUGACUUUUUAACAGGAAAUAUGGAUCGCCAUCACUUUGAGGUCUUCACAAAGUUUGGAAAGGAUGGCUAUAUCAUUCACUUCGACAAUGCCAGAGGGUUUGGGAAACACUCACACGAUGACCUCUCCAUCCUCGCCCCCCUCAUUCAGUGCUGCAGAAUAAAGAAGUCGACCCUCUUGCGCUUGGAGCUUCUGUCACAGCCGGGGUAUCAACUCAGUGAUGUAAUGCGGGAGUCCCUGCUACUUGACGUUCUCAGCCCGGUGCUGACUGAGCCUCACCUGCUCGCUCUCGACAGACGCCUGCGCUCAAUACUGAGGACAGUGUGGGAAUGCGUGCAACAGCACGGUGGAGCCGACGUGGUCACAGACGAUGUGGGAGAUGCGUUUGACGUCAUGGACUUCAAUAGCAGCGUGCUCUCCAGGUGACAGGCCACCAACGUCAAGGGAAGGGAGUUACGUAUAAAAGCAAGAACUGCGACUUGAUUGAGGAUGGAACGCCCUUGAGAAACAAACUCUCAGUUGAUGUCUUAGCAUUUGCAUUACACCUCGUGCCACUUUAAGCCUAUGCUGAAGAUAUACUAACUGGUGACUGGCCCCGUCCAGUUGCUGAGUCAUCUGAAUUUCCAGGGUUUUUUCUGCGUUAUUUCCUUUCUCGCCUCAACCAGUAGGUGGAGCCCCAGUUCAUAGGUUAAAUGUUGCGUUCUGCAGCGUCUACGAGUCCCACUGCCAGUCACGCCCAACCAGAUGGGGCAUGGACCUCCCUGCUAAACUUGGCAUAUCAGUAUCAUUGCUAGGGCACCAGCUUUAAUUCCAUCCCUGAGGCUGUAACACGUGUCCAGUUACAAAUCUAUAAACUGGAGUUGGGUGAGGAAACAUCCUAGAGAGAUGUGUAUGCUCUGAUGUUAUGAGGAUGUUGCCAGGACUCGAGGGCCGGAGCUAUAGGGAUAGGUUAAGCAGGCUUGGACUUUAUUCCUUGGAGUGCAGGAGAUUGAGGGGUGAUCUUAUAGAAGGUAUAAGAUCCUGAGAGGAAUGUGACUUUAGAGAUACAAUGUGGAAACAGGCCCUUUGGCCUACCGAGUCAGGGCCGACCAGCAAUCACCACUAUUGUACACACGAGUGACAAAUUACAAUUUUACCGAAGCCAAUUAACCUACAAACUUGUACAUCUUUUGAGUAUGGGAGGAAACAGGAGCACCCAGAGAAAACCCACGUGGUCACGGGGAGAACAUGCAAACACCGUAUGGACAGCACCCGUAGUCGGUAACGAACUGGGGUCUCUGGCGCUGAAGGCAGCAACACUAGGCAAAUCUCGGCAAAUUCAUUUCACUGCACCUUCGGGCUUGACUUUGUCUUCACCACUGCGCCACUGUACCACAAAAACUGUGUCUUAUACCCAGAGUAUGGGAAUCAAGAAUCAUAGGUUUCAGGUGAGGGAGGAAAGAUUUAAUAGGAACCUGAGUGGAAACGUUUUUACACCAAUGGUGGUAGGUAUUUGGAAUGAGCUGCCGGGGGAGGUAGUUGAGGCAGGUACUAUCACAACGUUUAAGAAACAUUUAGACAGGUACAUGGAUAGGACAGGUUUAGAGGGAUAUGGGCCAAAUGUAGGUAGAUGGGACUAUUGGAGAUGGGCCAUGUUGGUCAUCAUAUGCAAGUUGGGCUGAAGGGCCUGUUUUCAUGCUCUUUGACUCUAUGACCCUAUGACUGUGCUUUGGACAAGUUUACAGAAGAAAUUUCUCCUCAUCAAUGUCCAGAAUAGGUGAUAUUUAAUUUUGAUUUUCUGACUCCUGAUACUACAUAUCUGCUCUGACUGAAAGUGACCAAGCUCUGCUUGGAUUCUCAAUCCCAGCCAAUCUGAACUUCGACCAGAAGUCAAAACAGGGCAGGACAUAAACCAAGCACACCACAGUCCUCUCGCUCCCUAAUUAGCAGGCCACAGUUUUCCCCGAUACACAACUCUUUUUGUCUUUCCGAUUGUCAAUACCACUCUCGGCUGAAUUGUUCCGAGAGGUAGAAUAUGGUCUUGAAGAAUACUCCUCUGUUCCGCAACACCUGCACCACAAGUUGUACCCAUGCCUGAGCUCGAUAUGUAGUUAGCACCUACCCACAGGCCAAGCAUCUGUAUGCAGCCAGCAGCAGUGGGCCUGGGGAUGGGCAGGGCAGUGACUGCGGCUGAAUGAUUGAAUUGAUAGGCACCAGUGCAAGUUGGCAAUGCAUAAACCUUUCUGCUGAAUUGCCAACAUUGGACCACGGGGAGCUGAAGCAGCAAAUUUCAUGGACUCCAUCUGAAGCAUAGAAGCUUGACGUUGUUCACAGAACAUUGAACCUUUACACAGAACAUAGAAAAGAACAGCACAGGAAAUUAAAAACUCUGCACAGAGAGCACCCGUUGUCAGGAUCGAACCCGGGUCCCUGGUGCUGUAAGGCAGCAACUCUACUGCUGCACCACUGUGCCGCACCUAAAUCCAAUUGCUAAUAUUUUUACCAGAUAUCCCAAGAUUUUGUGGUAGUUUUUACCUAUUGGUGAAAAGAUAUUUCAUUUAUUUUUUAAAUAUGUCUACACUAAAUGCUUUGGAUGUGUAUUCAUAAUGAAGGAGUGGAGUGACUAUGGUUGAGAACUCACUGACACUGGUCUGCAUCUCAUUGUCAUGGCAACCAGACUUAUUUCAGUGCAGAGUUUAUGUAGGUAGAUGGGACCAACCUACACACACACAGCCAGGUCAUGACCAUUGCGACCAUAGGGUGAAAGGCAGAGGCACAAGGAACUGCAGAUGCUGGAAUCGCGAGCAAAAACACAAAGUGCCGGAGGCACUCAGCAGGUCAGGCAGCAUCUCGUUUCGGGACCCUUCCUACGGACUGGAUAAACAAGUGUUACUUUUCUCCUCAUCAGCACCAUUUGUCUUCAUCAGGUGAAAAACACUGACUAUUCACCCUGUAACAGGGAAGCUUGUAAAAUAUAAGUUAUAAUUAUAAUAUAAAAUAAUGAUUCAGCAUUUUCUGCAUUGAAAAUGUACUAUUUGUUUUUAGUGAAGAAAAUGGUCUUUAGUUUGUAGGAAGAUAUCUAUCUCUUAUGGGGGAAUUAAAAAUAAUCUUUUAUUCACUGAU